Molecule: messenger RNA, 1572 nt
Organism: Microdochium trichocladiopsis
Lineage: Eukaryota; Fungi; Ascomycota; Sordariomycetes; Xylariales; Microdochiaceae
Product: 26S protease regulatory subunit 6B
Exons: 2
Coding region: 97-1362 (421 amino acids)
Biological process (GO): proteasome-mediated ubiquitin-dependent protein catabolic process
Cellular component (GO): proteasome regulatory particle, base subcomplex
Molecular function (GO): proteasome-activating activity; ATP binding; ATP hydrolysis activity
Source: RefSeq, a predicted model, not a curated record
UGGGACCUUCCAGCACAAGGCUGCAGAGGCCAUACGUAUGAGACACUCCCAAAGACUGCUGUGCAGCAUCUCUCCUCGUCUCCGUGACCCGAAAAGAUGGCUGACGUCGCCGUCGAGAGUCCCGCGGGCUCUACUGCGCUGCACAACAAGUCGCUCCCGUCAGUCAUCCCCAACAUCGACAACAUCGAUGGGCUCUCCUCCCAGAACGGCGAUGAAUACGCCACACUCAAGAAGCUACAAAGGCAUCUCGAGUACAUCCAGCUGCAAGAAGAGUACAUCAAGGAUGAGCAGCGCAGCUUGAAGCGUGAACUCGUCAGAGCCCAGGAGGAGAUCAAGCGGAUCCAGAGUGUGCCACUCGUCAUCGGGCAAUUCAUGGAGGCCAUUGACCAGAACACGGGCAUUGUCCAGUCCAGCACGGGCAGCAACUACGUGGUUCGCGUCCUUUCGACUCUUGACCGUGAGAAGCUCAAGCCUUCUUCAUCAGUAGCCCUCCACCGCCACUCGAAUGCCCUCGUCGACAUCCUGCCCCCGGAAGCCGACUCGUCCAUUGCCAUGCUCGGCGCCGACGAGAAGCCCGAUGUGACCUAUGCCGACGUUGGCGGCCUGGAUAUGCAGAAGCAGGAGAUCAGAGAGGCUGUCGAGCUUCCCCUUACACAUUUCGACCUCUACAAGCAGAUCGGUAUCGACCCACCUCGAGGCGUUUUGCUCUACGGCCCGCCCGGAACCGGCAAAACCAUGCUGGUCAAGGCCGUUGCCAACUCCACAACAGCCAACUUCAUUCGCGUGGUCGGCUCCGAGUUCGUCCAGAAGUACCUCGGUGAAGGACCUCGCAUGGUCCGUGAUGUCUUCCGGAUGGCCCGCGAGAACUCUCCCGCCAUCAUCUUCAUCGACGAGAUUGACGCCAUUGCCACGAAGCGUUUCGAUGCCCAGACUGGUGCCGAUCGUGAGGUCCAGCGCAUCCUUCUCGAACUCCUCAAUCAGAUGGACGGCUUCGACCAGACAUCAAAUGUCAAGGUCAUCAUGGCUACAAACAGAGCCGACACUCUCGAUCCCGCUCUUCUGCGUCCCGGCCGUCUCGAUCGCAAGAUUGAGUUUCCCAGCUUGCGCGACCGCCGCGAGAGACGGCUCAUCUUCUCCACGAUCGCCAGCAAGAUGAGCUUGGCACCCGAAGUCGACCUUGAUAGCCUAAUCGUCCGUAACGACCCCCUCAGCGGCGCCGUUAUCGCAGCGAUCAUGCAAGAAGCCGGCCUGAGAGCCGUCCGGAAGAACCGAUACAACAUUAUCCAGUCGGACUUGGAGGAUGCCUACUCGAGCCAGGUUAAGGGCACGAGCGACGAGAACAAGUUUGACUUUUACAAAUAAACGAGUCUCUAGGACUUGGGGUCAGAUGGAUAAUAGAGCGUCGUCAACAACCAUGUUCCAUCCAAGCGUGUGACUGCUUCGUAGUCGUUGGCGAUUGUGUAUGCCCUGCAGUCAAUGUUGUUCUGUCCAUGAUGUUUGGCCUCAUUCCCAGCCGACGGCAUGCUGCCAAGCCCAUGUUCACGAAUCAUACCAGUAGCGCCAAGCUGGACA